CAUUUUCGUCGACAUGAAGCGGCAACUCGAACGGGCUGAUGGAAGUCGCCUGAAUGCACCACUCACCGCAUCCGAACUGGCAUCCUUUGAGAUGUAUGGGUACCUCGUGCUUCCUUACUCACUCAACGACAUCCAACUGAACGAGCUGCGCGACGAAUGCGAUGGGCUUUAUGGCCAAACGAAUGCAGACGACCUUGUCGAGCUCGGUUGUGUGCUGGACAUCUUUGCCUCCGCCAACCGAACGCCCCGCUCCCGUGUGAACGUAGCCGAGUAUGUGGCCUUUCGCAAUACUCUGGUCGGUCGACCAAUGUCGAAAGACCUCCAGACGCUUCUGUUUGACGAACUGCCGCAGCUCAUGCAAUCUCUUUUCCAUCGUCCCAGCGUUUUCUUCUUCAAUGAGCACUUUGUCGUCAAACCUCCGCACUCCAAAGUCGAAUUUCGAUGGCACCAAGACGAUACGGAGCAAUUGGGCAUGUGCGUCCAUCGCGAGGCGAUUCCGUGGUACAUUUCUGCCUGGUGCGCCCUGGACGAUGUCACAGCCACGAACGGCGCGCUGCAGUUUCGACACCUCGACGGGGAAUCUUCCCCGCCCGUUGUAGUUCCAGCAGGAAAAAUCCUCGUCUUCCGGUCCGAUGUGUGGCACUUCUCGGCCGCCAACUCGUCUGAUGCCGUCCGAAGGGCGUUUUACGUGCAAUACUCACCCACUGCCAUCACCAGUAGGCCUUUGGACCACCUUCCGCUCUGUUGCGCCCUUCCUGUGCACCACAAGGCGACUGUGGAGGAUUCUCGAUGCAAAAAACAAGCCAAAUUAAACACAGUUGACCCUACUGGGAACGGGGAAGUUUCCCAUGAUCGAGGAAUUAUUACGCAAGAUUAACACAACAUAUGUGUACUUACGAUAUGGAUGACUGGUUUACUGUUGAUUUAGUCGUAGUUGCUGACGGCGAACUUUUAACGAUAAUGUUGAG
Aphanomyces astaci is the source of this 968-nucleotide messenger RNA. RefSeq lists its product as hypothetical. The transcript has 4 exons. NCBI's taxonomy places the organism in Eukaryota, Oomycota, Saprolegniomycetes, Saprolegniales, Verrucalvaceae. Bases 14 to 877 code for a protein of 287 amino acids. The record is from RefSeq and is a predicted model, not a curated record.